Messenger RNA from Dujonia railenensis, 1257 nucleotides. Lineage: Eukaryota; Fungi; Ascomycota; Pichiomycetes; Serinales; Debaryomycetaceae. The record is from the annotation of a GenBank genome assembly.
AUGUUGAGAGCUUCCUUAAGAUCCUCAGUGAGAUCGUUUCACUCCAACCGAGUAUACAAUGCUGCCACCAUAUUCAGAAUGCCAGCCAUGUCUCCUACUAUGACUGAAGGUGGGAUUGUUGCCUGGAAAUUGAAGUCAGGGGACAAGUUUGCAGCUGGUGACGUUUUGGUCGAAGUUGAAACUGAUAAAGCUACAAUUGACGUCGAGGCACAAGAUGAUGGGGUUAUGUGGGACAUUUUAAAGAAUGAUGGGGACAAAGCAAUCCCUGUAGGUCAACCAAUUGCUUACCUUGCAGAAGAAGGUGAUGAUUUGAGCAGCUUGGAAAAGCCAAAGGAUGAUCAGGCCGCAGCUCCAAAAGAAGAACCAAAGAAGGAGGAGCCAAAGAAAGAGGAGCCAAAGAAAGAAGAACCAAAGAAAAAAGAAGAACUGAAGCCUGCCUCUUCCUCCUCUUCUUCUUCUUCCUCAGUCUUCUCUGCAGCAAACCCAAAGCAAAAAUUCUCGCCUGCCGUUGAACUCUUGCUUCAUGAACAUGAGAUUUCCAAUGAAGAUGCUCUUUCCAAGAUUCAAGCCUCUGGUCCAAAGGGUAGAAUAUUGAAGGGUGACGUUUUGGCGUACAUAGGAGAAAUCAAGCUCGAUGCCGUUUCUAAGAUUGCUGAAUGGAUCAAAUCAAAAGAACAUUUGGACUUGUCCAACGUUGUAUUGGCCGAAAAGAAGCCAGAACCAAAGAAGGAAGAUACUAAGGUAGCAGAAGAACCAGCUAAGCCAACCGAUAUCUUAGACUUAUCUAUCACUGUAGACUUGACUCAAUUUGAUGGAUUAAGCGGCUUCAAAUCUUAUGCUCCUUUCUUGAUUAAAGAUGCUACAUCCCUUGCAUAUCAACGUAAAUUCCCUCAAUUCAGCGAGGGCCCUACUUCGAUCCCCUCGAGCGGUGAUUUGUUCGAUGAGUUGGUGUCUCCUUCGGUUACGGAACUGAGAUUUGAGGUUACCAAUGUCAAGUUCGAUCAUUGGGAAGAAAUCUCAGAUAUUCCAGUCAAAUCUGUGCAAUCCAGCCAAGCGCCUGACGAUUUGUUUGAUGAAAUCAUUGGCAGCUCCCCUACAAGUACGUCUACACCUGCAUUGGCAAAGAGCAACUCCCUCGUAGACCUUGAGCUUACCGUCAAGAUCAAUGAGAAAUUGUCCGAUUCCAAAGAAUUCAUCAGCUAUUUCGAAGAAGCUUUGUAUGAAUUAUUGGAGCCAGUUGAAAAAGAAUCAGUUUAG